AUUCACACUAUUUUACGUUGUCAUCAUAGGCUACCUAGUUUGAUUGUUUAUAUUAAUAUUAUCUUUUGAAUGUUGACAGUGUCAUUUGGAUAAUUUAUAUUAUUCAUUUGCAUGAAAUUCUUUACUACUCCGCUUGUUUAUACUCUACGAUUACUAAUUAGCAUAUGCAAGUCUUUAAAAAAUGUGUGACUAUACUCCCUAUGAUGUUAGUAUUAUAAUCUUUGAUUUAUAGUAGAAUGACCUGUCCUCUGUCCAUUAGCUUAUAGGUUGUUUGUCAAGCUGUUUACAAAGAUCCUCCUUUCGACAAUCAGCUUCAACUUCUCAACUUAUCACAGUGAGAUAAUAUUGUAAAAAGGUUGGUGUACUUGAAACAAUUGAUCACGAAUUGACAUAAAUCAGGUCCAUUCCAUGAUACUACGUGCUGUCAAAAGUUUAUUUCUUCUCAGCAUGAAAAUGUCCUCUCAUUCUUCAGAGAUAUAUUAUAUAAACAGACGACAUAUAAACCCGGCAGCCGAGCGCAACAAGGCUCCAAUCCUCGAAAUCCUCCGCAUGUACAUGAUCAGUCCUCAAACCACGCCUCCAGUCCACCAAGUACUCCUGGAAAUCUCCUCUGGCUCAGGCCAACAUGUCUCCUACUUCGCUAAGCAUUUCCAGUGGAUCACAUUCCAGCCUACCGAAUUCGAGAUGUCUUCCUUUGAGAGUAUCAACGGCUACAUCCAGUAUGAGAAACUGGAGAAUGUAAAACCACCUGGUUAUCUGGAUGUCAGAGACCCGGCUUGCUCCUGGCUGGGAGGCAAUAUCAAGAAUGAAUCAAUUGAUUAUGUUCUUAACAUUAAUAUGAUGCAUAUUUCCGAGUAUAAAUGUGCUGAAGGACUUUUCACUGGUUGCAGCGAGAUACUGAAGCCAGGCGGCUACCUGUUCACCUACGGUCCCUAUGCGUUUGACGGCGAGAUCACACCUGAGUCCAAUGUACGCUUCAAUGCGAUGCUGCGAUCACAGGACCCCUCCUGGGGACUCAGGGACCUCCCACGGCAGUUGGUACCACUGGCUAGCAGCUGUGGAAUACGGCUUGUGCAAGUACACCCAAUGCCCGCCAAUAACCACUUAGUUAUAUGGCAGAAGGCACCCGGACCUUGAACUUAACUCUCAAAAAGCUUUUUUAAAAAACUCUCUUGAAACCCUGAAAAAUCGUUCCCAAAUACCUCUCCUAAAACCUUCUUAUUACUAAAAAAUAUUACGAAUCUUUGAUUGAAUGAUUGCUAACCUGUAUCAAAGCUCUAGAACUAAACUUCAGAAAGAAGAGAACUAGAAAUUGCUUCAACUAAACAAGUUUCCCAACCUUGAAAACCUAGAAAAACAUUCGAUAAACGUUGACUCUUGUGUUGUGCUACCUUCAGAAUAUCAAACAAAAUACCUUGAAAUCAAGAAGUUCUUGAUUGGUUAAACCAAACUUUGAAAGCACCAGAUUUCAACCAAAAACUUUGAUUCUUCUAUUGUGCUACUUUCAAAAUUUAAAUAAACUACUAAUAAAUCCUUAAUUGAGUAAUCAACGUUAAAAACAACAGAAUUCUACCAAAUCUUAUCUUCGACUUUAAAAACAUAGAAGAUACUAAUACUUGGAUUUCUCGAUUGCUAACUUUAAAACUAAUACAACUCAACCCCUUUACAUUCUAGAAAAAUCUAGGACCUUGAAUAAUAUACAACCUUGAAAUAAAAUUAUUAAUCCUCUCCACUUUCUACAAUAAUUGGGAGAGUACCAAACAAUUCUGUGAAAACAAAAUAAAUAAAUGAAUUCAUCCUUUUUCAAUAGAAUUUCAAUGAAAACUAUCAAAACUUCAAGGUCAUGAAGUACAUCACACAUUUUGGAACGUUUUCUUUUAAUCUUCAACGCUUUCGAAUGCAUCAUGUCUCAGAUAUUUCUCAUCAACUGAAUUUUAUUCCGUCAUUACCAAUUAAUCUAUCUUUUAUCUUCCAUCUUAUACCUCUCAUUUUUCCUACAUAUAUCUUAAUCGUAUCUUUUACAUUCCUUUCUCAUGCUCGGUAAUAGGGUAAUGUAUUUAUUAUAGAUGAGGAUUUCAAAAUAAAUUAAUUAUUGAUAGGAAACCGUCCUUAGAAAUGCCUCUUGGUCGAGCAAACCAAGUGCAAAUAUAAACUUGAAAAUUAUAAUAACAGGAGGUUAAUUGUAGGAGUGUCAUUGAGGUACCGUAUGUAUUCUUAUUCUGACUUACAUUAUUACAAAUUUUGAUGUUUGUACUCCCCAAGAAUAUGAAUUGAAAUAAGCUAAUGCUAAAUCCAUUAUUCCCACUACGCAAAUUAUACACAAUUUGUUGUAUUUAUAGUAUAAAUAUUUUAAGACUUGUUAUAUUAUUCUGAUAGUUUAUUGAAUAGUUUCUACGUGUUUUCAAAUAAUAGGCAACUGUAUUUAAACCCCUAUUAUCUUCAAAUUGCUCAAUAGAUUUUUAUCAGAGUACAUACUCAUUUAUUACUUGCUUGAUUUUUAAUAGGAAUGUCCUGUGAUUUUCUAUAGUUCAGUAGAAUAUUCAUCAGGUGAUUUAGAAUUGUGAUAUUUUAGAGAUUGGCAUAGGAAGUUCUUUUAUCUUCCCUCUCUUUAUUCCCAAUUCUUCUUUGUAAAAUAAAAUUCCUCAAUCAUUUUAUUAUGAGAUGGGGAAAUAUUUUUCAAAUGAGUUAACAUAGUAAAUUAUACUAGAAAUCGAUACCGGUAUUAUAAAUUCAGUACUACAGUAUAGAAAUUAUCCCCUACGAAGAAUUCCCGUCCAUUGAAGGCAUAGAUUUUAUCAAAUUUCAUCAAUAAAUGUAAUUUGAAUUUCAAUACAUUAUUCUAAUUCAUCAAUUAAGAAAAAUAACAAAAAAUAAAUAAUUUGACUCAUUUAAUAUCAUACCUGUACAGACUCUGUAUCUGAACGAAGUGCCAAUAAUAAUACUUUUUUAAAAUAUACUCUUCCUUUCAUAUUCAGCUCUAUUAGGUUAUUCACGCUUCAAAUAAAACUGUAGAUUCUACUUUAUUACAUAUCCAGAAUUCACAUUUAAAGUUUAAUCUGUUGUGGUAUUAAAUAAUAUUAUUGAUUCUGUUGAAUACAAUAAAACUGAUUGAUAUGGAA
Molecule: messenger RNA, 3119 nt
Organism: Nilaparvata lugens (brown planthopper)
Lineage: Eukaryota; Metazoa; Arthropoda; Insecta; Hemiptera; Delphacidae
Product: methyltransferase-like 26
Exons: 4
Coding region: 409-1137 (242 amino acids)
Source: RefSeq, a predicted model, not a curated record